CCCGAGUGCUGGGGUGACGCUCUGCUGUGAAAAAGGGAAGUCGCGCAUUUAACGGCGCCGAUGUCAGUCUUCCGCCCUCGAGAGGCUAAUCUCAAUCCAAAGCUCUUCGAGUGAGUCUGAGAUCCCGUGCGCAUUUGCAAUGGGCAUUGCUUUCAAACAUUGCUAAUGCUAAUGCAAUUGCCACAUUUCUGCAAUAUCUUGAAUUCCAGUCCUUCUGCAAGACCUGCUUCCCCUUUGUCCUCCAUCUUCCUUUCUCCAGCCAACUUGCAAGUCCUUUCCGACUUGUGGCAAAUCACGGGAGACUUCAGCCAUGUGAUCAAGCAGGUGGUGAAUUCAUUCACAUCUGGCUCAUUCCCUCGUCCAUCCCAUUUAGCCAGAUUCUUCGUUCCAUGUUGUGUCUAAUGCACUGAAAGUGCCCAAAGCAGAAAUAGCCGAGCUGUGGCAGCCCAAACGAUACAAAUUGCAGUGUUGGAAAUGAAAUGGAAAUGGUGUCUUGGCUUGGUCAUGCUGUUGUUGUUUUGGUGAAUGGGCUCUGUUAUGGUGGUGCCUCGGUCGUGUCUAGGGUCUGCUGGUAACAUCCAAAAUCCAGGAUAUCAUCAACAUGGCGAGAAGCAGCCCAAGUCUGGCAGAUGAGAUCUAUGUUCAGGUCAUGAAGCAGCUACAUGACAACCCAUCAGAGCGUUCCGUCUUGUUGGGCUGGAAACUUAUGCUUCGACUCUGCCAGCAGGUGAGGCCAAGUGCAAAGUUGGAGGAGUUUGUGAGGUCUUUCAUCAUGCAAAGCACCCACAGCAGCCAUCCAGAGGUGGAGCAUACGGCAAGACAAUGUGUUUCUGAUCUCAACAUCAAUGCCACACCUGAACAUCUCAAUGAAGGUGACCUCAUUCCUGUCACUGUUGUCCUCAUUGACCACAGUGUGAGGAAGGU
This is a messenger RNA of Durusdinium trenchii, 924 nucleotides long. NCBI's taxonomy places the organism in Eukaryota, Dinophyceae, Suessiales, Symbiodiniaceae. The record is from the annotation of a GenBank genome assembly.